AUGCCCAGAGUUCAGGAAUGUUCUGCUUUCAAUGGUCCAUGGUCUUAUACUGCCAAAUUUCGACAAGGAAUACAUUGGAAAUCUUGUUUGCUGAACAAGAAACAGCAGGAAAUAGACAGUGUUAUCCAAGAGCAAGAACAUUUCUUGAAGGAAAGCAUAGAGAACUCAUCCUCUGCCUUCUGGCAUUACAUCGUGACAGAGGAGAAGGACCUGUACCAGUUUCCAAUUGGGCAACAAAAGAAUACCUCUGUCAAACAGGCAUCAGAGUUUGCUAGACGUCUCCUAGCAGCCUCCCAUUUUGUUUCUGCUCACCGGAACAUGGCCAUUGUGAUUGCAGUGAGCAACAUCACAAUGUGGGAAGCCAUGAUUAACACAUUAGAAAAUGUGUUGGAGACUUUAUUUGAUGCUGACCAGGUGGCACUUAUGUUAGUCAAUGAAACAAAUGUGGUAUCACUACAUGGUUGUGGAAACCAAACUUUGGAAACAAACAGAUACAACAUUGAUGUUAUAAAGAGCAAAUUGAGAAAUGUUCAUGGUCUACCAGAGGUUGUUAAGUCUGCAGGAGUUUCAGAGGCACUGAACUUAGCCUUUCAAGCUCUCAAUACAAGUUCAGCAGUUGAGCAUGGGUCUCUACCAAUUAACCAAAAUGUACUGCUCUUCCUCACAAGUGGUAUUGAAGAUGGCGCCACUGAGGUUGUGAAAGCAAUGGAACAAGGGCAAGCCCAACUUGCUACCCCUGCCCAUCUAUUCCUAUAUGGUUUAGACAACAGCACAUUAUCCAAUCUGGCAAUAAAAAGCCUCACAACAGUAGUUCAUGAUUUUGAUGGGGACCUGUCAGAUUAUUACGCAUAUUUGCAACCCAGUGUUCUUCCGCCAGGACAGGAUUAUAUUUACUUUGGGCCACAUUAUGAUUCCUCUGUAGGCAUGGCCCUUACCAUUGGGGCACCAUUUUCUACAGAGAAUGGCACAAAAGGUGUAGUGGCCACUGAUGUUUCCGUGGCAACCUUGUUCAGAUCAGUGCUGGACAGUCAGAUAGGUGCAAAAAGUCAUGCACUGGUAGUAGACAGAAGAACAGGGAACAUUAUUGCUCAUCCAAGACUACCAUUACCCUCUGAGUUACAUGCUGCGAUACCGACCCUCUAUGUGACAGAUAUGGAGCCUCAGUUACCUAGGAGUUUAUUGCAAGAUCUUAAUAAAGGAUAUAGCAGUUUUAAUGUCCCUGGAAUGGCCAGAAGACAUGUACCAGAUGAUGUCCAUGAAGAACUGAUUGAAGACACAGCUAUGUAUUCAAUAUCACCUUUGGAAAAAUCUCCUUUUGCAAUCAUCCUUGUUUUGGUAGAUGGUGACACCCAAAGAGACUAUAGUGAUUAUCACUACCAGCCAAAACCAAGAGCAUAUUAUUAUCGCUAUGACAUAUUAGAUAACAUGGGAAGAGACCCAACGUUGUGUAACAGGGCAGGUGUGCCAGUAGCAAAACAUCAGUCUGUAAUUAAGUUGUCCCCAAAUGUUUUCCAUGACCCUUUUUAUCCAUGGAGCAAAGAAUCAUGCACACAUGCAGAAUUUGUCCAGACAUUUUUAAGGACAGGACGAAAUGGCACUUUUCUGAGAGACCCCACUGCUGCCAAGGCUAUCUUAGUUGAUACCUACAGAUCUGAUGAACUGGUUAGCACCUGGCGGGAGCAUGACCAGUUACCUGUCCAGAGGUACCUAGGCACUAGAAAUGGUGUGGCUCGCCUGUACCCUGGCCAGUUAUUAGACGGUGGCUUUGACCCCAGAGAACAGCAGUGGUACAGAAAUGCUGCAAGACUCUCACAGAUCAUGGUGGUGUCCCCAGCACCAAGUUUAAUUGGGCCUCACAUUGAUGGAUCUAGGUUGCUUUCUGUUAGCAAGGCCAUUUAUGAAGAGAGAAGUGGUAUUUCCGGCCAUUCUCGACUUGACCCAGUGAGUGCCGUGGUUGGAGCUGAUGUCAGUGUCCAUUUACUUCAGUCACUCCUGCUGGAGAAGGUUGGGCUGUGCUUGGAUCAAAACAUAGCUUGCAAUCUGCUGGACAACAGAGGAUAUAUGAUUAUUGGUAACCAUGACAACAAAAUCAGUGAUAAGACACAACAUUUGACAGAUGCCUAUCCGAUUGUGGCAGAUAUCUUGAUGAAUUAUGGGUAUCUAAAGGCCAAGGCAUGCUGUUUUCCAAUCAGUUCUGGUUCUUCCUACGAGUUAGUACUGAACACCAGCAGUCUGUACCAGGUCAAUGGGGGCUGCCAACAGUUUGUACUGCAGAGAAUACUUGACACAAACAUGUUCCUGCUGGCGGUUUUAGGCAAUUCAACAUGUCUGCCCUCUCCUAAGCAGAGUGACACUAAGGAGUGUUAUGUGAAAGUAUGA
Messenger RNA from Lingula anatina, 2379 nucleotides. RefSeq lists its product as uncharacterized. Gene Ontology annotation, cellular component: voltage-gated calcium channel complex. Lineage: Eukaryota; Metazoa; Brachiopoda; Lingulata; Lingulida; Lingulidae. Gene Ontology annotation, molecular function: voltage-gated calcium channel activity. The record is from RefSeq and is a predicted model, not a curated record.